AUGCGGACAAACACGCCCGCCCACUCCGACAUCCCGCCCACUCCGACAUCCCGCCCACUCAGAUAUCCCGCCCACUCCGACAUCCCGCCCACUCAGAUAUCCCGCCCACUCCGACAUCCCGCCCACUCCGACAUCCCGCCCACUCCGACAUCCCGCCCACUCCGACAACCCACCCACUCCGACAUCCCGCCCACUCCGACAACCCACCCACUCCGACAUCCCGCCCACUCCGUCAUCCCGCCCACUCCGACAUCCCGCCCACUCCGACAACCCACCCACUCCGACAUCCCGCCCAUUCCGACAUCCCGUCCACUCCGACAACCCGUCCACUCCGACAACCCGCCCACUCCGACAUCCCGCCCACUCCGACAUCCCGCCCACUCCGACAACCCACCCACUCCGACAUCCCGCCCAUUCCGACAUCCCGUCCACUCCGACAACCCGUCCACUCCGACAACCCGCCCACUCCGACAUCCCGCCCACUCCGACAUCCCGCCCACUCCGACAACCCACCCACUCCGACAUCCCGCCCAUUCCGACAUCCCGUCCACUCCGACAACCCGUCCACUCCGACAUCCCGCCCACUCCGACAUCCCGCCCACUCCGACAACCCGCCCACUCCGACAUCCCGCCCACUCCGACAUCCCGCCCAUUCCGACAUCCCGUCCACUCCGACAUCCCGUCCACUCCGACAACCCGCCCACUCCGACAUCCCGCCCACUCCGACAUCCCGCCCACUCCGACAACCCGUCCACUCCGACAACCCACCCACUCCGACAACCCGCCCACUCCGACAUCCCGCCCACUCCGACAACCCACCCACUCCGACAACCCGCCCACUCCGACAUCCCGCCCACUCCGACAUCCCGCCCACUCCGACAUCCCGCCCACUCCGACAUCCCGCCCAUUCCGACAUCCCGCCCACUCCGACAUCCCGCCCACUUCGACAUCCCGCCCACUCCGACAUCCCGCCCACUCCGACAUCCCGUCCACUCCGACAACCCGCCCACUCCGACAUCCCGGCCACUUCGACAUCCCGCCCACUCCGACAUCCCGCCCACUCCGACAUCCCGCCCACUCCGACAUCCCACCCACUCCGACAUCCCGCCCACUCCGACAUCCCGCCCACUCCGACAUCCCGCCCACUCCGACAUCCCGCCCACUCCGACAUCCCACCCACUCCGACAUCCCGCCCACUCCGACAUCCCGCCCACUCCGACAUCCCGCCCACUCCGACAUCCCGCCCACUCCGACAACGCACCCACUCCGACAUCCCGCCCACUCCGACAUCCCGCCCACUCCAAAAUCCCGCCCACUCCGACAACCCACCCACUCCGACAUCCCGCCCACUCCGACAUCCCGCCCACUCCGACAACGCACCCACUCCGACAUCCCGCCCACUCCGACAUCCCGCCCACUCCGACAACGCACCCACUCCGACAUCCCGCCCACUCCGACAUCCCGCCCACUCCGACAUCCCGCCCACUCCGACAUCCCGCCCACUCAGAUAUCCCGCCCACUCCGACAACGCACCCACUCCGACAUCCCGCCCACUCCGACAACCCGCCCACUCCGACAACCCGCCCACUCCGACAACCCGCCCACUCCGACAACCCGCUACAACACUCCUACAACCCGCCCACUCCCUAA
Messenger RNA from Penaeus indicus, 1650 nucleotides. RefSeq lists its product as uncharacterized. The record is from RefSeq and is a predicted model, not a curated record. Lineage: Eukaryota; Metazoa; Arthropoda; Malacostraca; Decapoda; Penaeidae. The coding region runs from base 1 to 1650 and encodes 549 amino acids. The transcript has a single exon.